AAAAUUUUGGUAUUGAAUUCCCUCCCGCUUUUAGAAUUCCAAUUUAAUUGCAGAAAGAUCAUUUACCGCCAAUCUGUAUCCAUCUAAUUCAGAAAUAGUAUUUCUCCACACACACACACACACACACACACACACACAGAGGAUGUUUGGGAGAGUGAGGGGGUGUUCAUUGAACUCUCUUCAAGUAUUGGAAAUGGAAAGAACAACACCAACCAAUAAUAAUCAUAAUAAUAAGCUUCUCAAACACGAUUCUCUCUCUGUCUAUGAGAAGACACUGCUCAAGCUACAACUAGGUUCUCAGCGUGAUGCAAGUUUAGUUCCUGAUGAAUCUACAAACUCGGAAUCAAGUUCCUUUUCAUUUAAUGAACCAUCAUUGCCAGUGAGUGCUCCUGAUUGUGCUUCGACAGACUUGUUUCCAAGCGCUGGUAAUUGUGAAUCCAUGAUCAUUUCCAAAGAGAAACCAAAUGGGAAUUUGUCUAUUCUUUAUAUGUUUUCAAGAUACAAGACUUCUAAAAACGUCAAUAAAAGUUCAUGUGAUGAUAAUACUUUGGCAAUGGAGGAUGAUUGCUCUUCUGCAGGACCUCACCACAUGGAUGUAUAGUUGAUCCACCAUCACCUAUUUAAAUGUAAAUUUGAGUUUGAGACUCUCAAUCUAAAUGUUCAAUUCUGUAUUCCAUGCAA
Molecule: messenger RNA, 681 nt
Organism: Erigeron canadensis
Lineage: Eukaryota; Viridiplantae; Streptophyta; Magnoliopsida; Asterales; Asteraceae
Exons: 2
Coding region: 143-601 (152 amino acids)
Source: RefSeq, a predicted model, not a curated record